This is a messenger RNA of Copidosoma floridanum, 2001 nucleotides long. RefSeq names its product hydroxylysine kinase. Gene Ontology annotation, molecular function: amino acid kinase activity. The record is from RefSeq and is a predicted model, not a curated record. Lineage: Eukaryota; Metazoa; Arthropoda; Insecta; Hymenoptera; Encyrtidae.
AUUCGGAUAAAUUAAUAGCUGAUGGAUCCAUUGAACUUUUAUCUCGCAGCGACAUCUCACGCUGUGCAUUUGCCUUGGUUGCGCAAUCAAACGAUGAUUUGUAUACCAGAGUCAUGCGUGACGUUGAUCGAGAAAAAUCGCAUUGGAAAUAAAUCUAUGUAACUGCGUUGGAAAAACCCCUCGUCUCCGCUCGUCAAUAAUGAACGAGCUCGCGACCGACGGUGCGCGUCGCGGUGAAAAAUCUUCAUGUCGCAACACACACCUGCCCAAUAAAAAAUAUUCCUUAUCAACGCGCCGAUAACGCGGUAACAGCUCAACUUGUCCCUGGUAUUUUUACAUCAAGCUCUAAUGGGCUUUAAGUAUAUCGCGCGUCAUCGCUCGAGUGUCAAUGAACGAUAAAUCCCCGCUUGCGGACGUAUUAUUCUCGCUCGCGCGCACCGCCGGGAAACACUUGUAAUCAUCUGCAGCUCAAUUGCAAAGAACAUACGUGCGUGUGUAAGCUGUACCUAUUCUGUGUCUGGUAGCUGUUAAAUAAGUGCGCGAAUCUUCGGGAAGUGCAGUCACAGUCAGCCGAUCUCACGUAGCGUGUGUACGAUCGGUAAGAAAUCGGCACUUAUCGGGGGACCGUUUGACUGUAGAAAAAAAAAAAGAUGGACGAGGUACUCAGUCCUGGACAGCAGAUCAAAGCCACUCUCGAGAUCGGGGAAGUGCUCGAGCUGUUGAAAACGCACUACGGUAUUGACACCCAAACCGUCGUCGAGCUCGAUGCCUACGACGAUCGUAAUUACCGGGUCGAGCUGACGUCCGUGUCGGUGGCUGACAAUCCGUACAUCCUUGACAAGGUGCCCAAGCACGGCUACAUCUUGAAGAUCAUCAACAGCCUGGACUCGAAGGACACCCAGUUUUACGAGGCCCAGUCCGAGCUGCUCGUGUUUCUUGAGGAAAAGGGUAUUGUCUGUCCCAUACCGGUCAAGCAGAGGGAUGGGGCUUACUUUUCGACCGUUACUCUCAAGAGUGGCAAGAGUCACCUGUUGCGGCUGCUCAUCUUCCAGCCGGGCGAGAUCCUGGGCAAUUUGGCUCACGUGUCGGCAGCUCUACUGUCCAACCUGGGGAGUUUCGCGGCCACCCUGAACCUCACCCUGCAGGGCUUCUCGCACCCGGGCUACGCCAACCGCACCUCGCUCUGGAUCCUGCAGGCGGUGACGAGGCUCCGGCGGUUCGUCUCCGCCCUGAAGAGCGACUCGGAGCGCGAGCUCGUCGAGAGCAUCGUCCGGGAGUUCGAGGCCCGAGUGCUGCCCGUCCACGAGAGCCUCGACCGAGGCAUCAUUCACGGUGACCUCAACGAGAGCAACGUCCUCGUCGGGGACUCCAAGGCGGAGAUCUCCGGGGUGAUAGACUUUGGCGACUCGCACGUCAACUGCUACGUGUUCGAGUUGGCGGUAUGUCUCUGCUACAUGAUCACCAAGGCCAACGACCUCGGGAUGGCCAGGCACGUCAUCGACGGGUACAAGAGCGUGCGGCCGCUCACGGCCGGCGAGCGGGAGAUCCUCAAGGUGUGCGUGUGCGCGAGGUUCGCCCAGAGCUUGACCCUGGGCGCGUACUCGCACUCGCGGGAGCCGGGCAACCUCUACCUGGUGCGGGACGCCGAUGACAAGUGGGCGCUGCUCAGGAAACUCUGGAAGACGAGGGAGUCCAGGAUCAGGAGCCUUUGGGGGAUCGAUGGCGACGAGUGAUCAAUGCUACGCAGUGCCUUACUGAUUUCUCGGUGAGAGAAUCUCGGUACACAUUGUUGCAAGUGCAUACAGCCGUGUUGAUUCAACCGCGGAUCCUAAAUGUGUACAAAGCGUUGAACGGUGCUUUGAUUGUUGGUGUUGUUGUUGUUAUACCUGGGCAAACACUUCUUCCUACCUUAUCUACAUCGUUGUGUACAAAAAUACAAUUUACGUAGAGCGCACCAUUGAUGCCCCAUUUUUACGAAUAAAAUAGAAGAUCUUAUUACCA